Molecule: messenger RNA, 2191 nt
Organism: Sitodiplosis mosellana (orange wheat blossom midge)
Lineage: Eukaryota; Metazoa; Arthropoda; Insecta; Diptera; Cecidomyiidae
Product: procathepsin L-like
Exons: 4
Coding region: 130-1182 (350 amino acids)
Biological process (GO): immune response
Cellular component (GO): lysosome
Molecular function (GO): cysteine-type endopeptidase activity
Source: RefSeq, a predicted model, not a curated record
UAUCAACAACUCAAAGUAAACAUCAUCAACUUGACUAUUUAUUACGCUUGCAGGCGUCGUUUGAACAACACUCUGUUAUGAUUUCAUUUGUCGUUUUCAUCAGUUAGACUGAUAGCAAGGAAUUUUAAGAUGUUCAAAUAUACUCAAGCUGCGUGCAUUAUAUGUUUGGUGGUUAUCAACGCUUUCUUAUUUACCUUUGCUGUCAAUGACAUUGAAAAUGAAUGGAAUAGAUUCAAGUUGAAGUAUUCAAAAGAGUAUAAAAGUGAUGCCGAAGACUUGUUUCGCAUGAAUAUUUUCAAAGAAAACCAACAGAAAAUUGCCCAACACAAUGUAGCCUUCGACAAAGGAGAAGUUCCAUUCAAAACGGCAUUGAACAAGUUUGCCGAUUGGACAAACGAUGAAUUCGUUCAAAUAAGUGGCAGAGUCGAUACUUCUGAUCAAACGGCACCAAAAGAUACGAACAAUGAUGUCAACAAGACAAUUAUAGAUUCAACCGUAUUUGUUUCACCAGCCAAUGUAAUAAUUCCACCGUCGGUAGAUUGGAGGGAGAAGGGUGCUGUCAAUGAAAUCAAAGAUCAAGGACGUUGCGGCUCAUGUUGGGCAUUUGCGGCUAGCGCUGCAUUGGAAUCGCAUCAUUUCAUCAAGACCGGACAGUUGGUGUCAUUGUCCGAGCAAAAUAUUAUUGAUUGCUCAACUGAAUACGGAACCCAUGGAUGUAACGGCGGUUUUAGAUACUAUGCUUUCCAAUACGUUAAGGAUAAUGGUGGCAUUGAAUCUGAAGAAUCUUAUCCGUACGAAGGCACCGAUAAUAACACCUGUCGAUACAAUCCAAAGAACUCAGUUACCACUGAUCAUGGUGUCGUCGAUAUUCCGGAAGGAGAUGAAACGGCAUUAGUCGCGGCUCUUGCCACCGUCGGCCCAGUCUCCGUUUCCAUUGAUGCAACGCACUAUUCAUUCCGAUUCUAUUCUACCGGCGUGUACUUCGAACCGGAAUGCCUUUCGCAAAAUGUGAAUGGUCACGCUGUGUUGGCGAUUGGCUAUGGAACGGAUGAAAAUGGACAAGAUUACUAUCUUAUCAAGAACAGCUGGAGUACCUCAUGGGGAAAUGCCGGAUACUUCAAAUUGGCACGCAACAAGAACAAUCACUGCGCUAUCGCUUCAGCAGCUUAUUAUCCACUUUGACAAAUUUCAUUCAUUGUUUUUAUUUUGUGUUCAACACAGUCUAGACAAAAUCUGCUUUUCACUCAAGUAAUAAAGAACAAACGUUUGAGAUAAAAUUAAUCUUUCGAGAAAAUCCUGUAUUUUUGUUAACCGGAUUGUAAAUUGUAGCACAAUAUACAUCGAUAUACAUUGCCACCAGAGAUUAUUGGAAGAAGAACUGGACAAUUCUCCAAAUAUAGUAUAAAACAAACUGCUGAACAAUGAACCCAAUUCGAUUUGUUAAUCCACACACAUGUUGGUCCGAACAAAGAGAUCGUCAGAGUUACUUAUUAGCUUGAUUGGAUUGAAUCGUUUGGCCAAAUUUGCUUCAUCUCAUACAAUGUUACAUUUAUUUAUUCAACACAUUUUUGGUUAUAGGCAUAAUAUAUAAAUCUGUAACGAAAACUCUAUAAAAGAUUAUUUUACAUUAAUUGUUUCUACGAUGAUAUGACUUAUCGUUUCAUUCUGGAAAUAAAGUGAAUGGGACUUGGCAUUGAAGCUUCCAUGGAUUAUUUACAUGCUUCAACUUUAAAUUACUUAGUCGCAAGCUUAAUACAACAAGAGCGCAUUUAAUUUGCAAUGAAAUGCUCAGAAGUUAUUUUUCAAAAGAACGAAAUGUGUAUAUUGAUGAGUUGAACUUUUUGAGUGCUACUUCCGUUCAUGUAUCCAAAAAAUGGUUAUUUCUCUCCUUUUUUUUCGAAGUGAGUGUAUUAUACAUUUAUAUAAGUCAAACAUUUACACUGUCUGAGAUUAAACGAGAUGAUUGUGCACUGGAAUAUAAUAAAUUGUAACAAUUCCGAAAUUUAAGCACUAGCACUAACUAAUUUUAACACGAUUUGUUCAUAUGUGUAUUCUUCUGUUGAGAUGAAAGAGAUCGUAUUCUUUUCUUUCAUUCAAUUCAUAGUUGUUUUUUUAUUAAGUCAUCUAUUAUGAUUAUUCGUUCGGAUUAAUUUAAAAUGUUGAAACUUUUCAAUAAAACUACAAGAAAUAA